GAAAAAACACGUGGCUGAGGAAAACUAGACAUUUCUAACUCGUUUUAGAACUACCAAUAGGCCUAUUUUAGACAUAGGCCAAGUCUACAUUAGGUCACCAAGAUGCAUGCAUAGAAGAUUCAUUCGUUUAGGGAUUUGUUUGCUCCUCUUAAUUUUUCUUGGGCCAUCGUUUUAGAGACCCAGACCCAAAACAUUUCGAUGAUGACCUUUGCCAUGCUGCGGCCAAUUGCGACUCAUCUGAUCAGCUACCCGGACCUGAGUAUGAUGUCCGAGGACGAGGAGAACCGCAGCGAGAGCGACGGCAGCUCGGAUCAGAGCUAUGGAUGCUGCGUAGCCGCGGACAAACGGCGGAGGAUUUCUCUAAAGUCGGGAGGCAGCAGUGUUGUCAUUGUGAAACAGCGGAACGCAGCCAAUGCCAGGGAGCGCGACCGAACCCAAAGUGUCAACACUGCAUUUACUGCACUUCGGACUCUAAUACCCACUGAGCCAGUGGACAGAAAGCUCUCCAAGAUUGAGACGCUUCGCCUAGCAUCAAGCUACAUCUCCCACCUCGCCAACACCCUGCUGCUCCGUGACGGGAAUGGAGAUGGACAACCUUGUCUUGGCGCGGUUUACGCGCAAGGAGAGAGCAGAGGAAAGCAGCCUCGCACCAUCUGCACCUUCUGUUUGAGCAACCAAAGAAAAGGGAUAAAGGAUAGCAAAGACUGUCUGAAGAUGCGAGGCGUUGAUUCUCUGAGGGUGAACCGCAGAUAGAAGGCCGUGAAACACAGCAAGAACCAGAACCAGAACUCCUCAUCUACAAACUCAGGGAACACUAAAAGCAGGCCAUAAAAGAACCAUUCUCAUCAUGCUGGAGAACAUUAUAUAACAAGAGACUAUUUAUGCUUGAGAGAAUGCAGUGAGAGGCACGGAACAAACCAAUGUCCAAUGUGAAUGAAGCCUUUAACGAAUGCAGUGCAUUUAUAGAUAGAGACAUUAUAGAUGUGUAUAUUUGUGUGAUAUUUGUGUUGUACAUGUAUUACAUUUUGAAAUAAAAUAAUUG
Messenger RNA from Oncorhynchus nerka (sockeye salmon), 1042 nucleotides. RefSeq names its product transcription factor 15 (gene tcf15). The transcript has 2 exons. Gene Ontology annotation, biological process: developmental process; regulation of transcription by RNA polymerase II. The record is from RefSeq and is a predicted model, not a curated record. Gene Ontology annotation, molecular function: DNA-binding transcription factor activity, RNA polymerase II-specific; protein dimerization activity; RNA polymerase II transcription regulatory region sequence-specific DNA binding. Lineage: Eukaryota; Metazoa; Chordata; Actinopteri; Salmoniformes; Salmonidae. Bases 199 to 753 code for a protein of 184 amino acids.